This is a messenger RNA of Eubalaena glacialis (North Atlantic right whale), 984 nucleotides long. RefSeq names its product T-cell surface glycoprotein CD1b-2-like. Lineage: Eukaryota; Metazoa; Chordata; Mammalia; Artiodactyla; Balaenidae. Gene Ontology annotation, biological process: positive regulation of T cell mediated cytotoxicity; antigen processing and presentation, exogenous lipid antigen via MHC class Ib; antigen processing and presentation, endogenous lipid antigen via MHC class Ib. Gene Ontology annotation, cellular component: external side of plasma membrane. The transcript has 5 exons. Bases 1 to 984 code for a protein of 327 amino acids. The record is from RefSeq and is a predicted model, not a curated record. Gene Ontology annotation, molecular function: exogenous lipid antigen binding; endogenous lipid antigen binding; lipopeptide binding.
AUGCUGCUUCUGCCACUUCUAUUGCUAGCAGUUGUCGUCCCAGGUGGUGACAAUGAGGAUGCCUUCCAGGGGCCAACCUCUUACCAUGUUAUCCAGAUUUCAACCUUUGCCAACAGCACCUGGGCACAAAAUCAAGGCUCAGGCUGGCUGGAUGAUUUUCAGAUUCAUGGCUGGGACAGUGACUCGGACACUGCCAUUUUCCUGAAGCCCUGGUCCAAGGGCAACUUCAGUGAUGCGGAGGUGAUUGAGCUGGUGGACCUAUUCCGAGCCUACUUCAUCGGCUUCACUCAGGAAGUGCAGGACUAUGCCAGUAAAUUCCAGAUUGAAUACCCCUUUGUGAUCCAGGGUAUAGCAGGUUGUGAGCUGCAUUCUGGGAAGUCCAUAAGAAGCUUUUUGAGGGGAGCUUUAGGAGGACUGGAUUUCGUGAGCCUUAAGAAUCAUUCAUGUGCACCUGCCCCAGAGGGUGGUAGCAGGGCACAGCAGUUCUGUGCACUCAUCACUCAGUACCAAGGCAUCUUGGGUAUCAUAGAGACGCUCCUCUCAGAAACCUGCCCUCGGUAUCUCCUUGGUGUCCUCGAUGCAGGGAAGACUGAACUACAGAGGCAAGUGAAGCCUGAGGCCUGGCUGUCCAGUGGCCCCAGUCCUGGACCUGGCCAUCUGCUGCUGGUGUGCCAUGUCUCAGGAUUCUACCCAAAAUCCGUGUGGGUGAUGUGGAUGAGGGGCGAGCAGGAGCAGUCUGGCACUCAGCAAGGAGAUGUCUUGCCCGAUGUUGACUGGACUUGGUAUCUCCAAGUAACCCUGAAUGUGACAGCUGGGGAGGAGACCGGCCUGAGUUGCCGAGUGAAGCACAGCAGUCUAGGAGACCAGGACAUCAUCGUCUAUUGGGGUCACCGCACCUCCAUCAGCUUGAUAUUUUUGGCAAUAUUAGUGCCCUCCUUGGUCCUUUUGAUAUGUCUUGCAUUAUGGUUUUUGAGGCGCUGGUGA